Molecule: messenger RNA, 4611 nt
Organism: Myotis brandtii (Brandt's bat)
Lineage: Eukaryota; Metazoa; Chordata; Mammalia; Chiroptera; Vespertilionidae
Gene: CTNNA3
Product: catenin (cadherin-associated protein), alpha 3
Exons: 18
Coding region: 160-2847 (895 amino acids)
Biological process (GO): cell-cell adhesion; cell migration
Cellular component (GO): adherens junction; fascia adherens
Molecular function (GO): beta-catenin binding; actin filament binding; cadherin binding
Source: RefSeq, a predicted model, not a curated record
GCCCCACUGCCACUGGCUCUCCACUUGUUGCUUUGCAACUCGGUGACUAACCAAGACGUCUUUUUAUUCGCUCCCCCCCUCAAAGCUCUUUUUGGAUAAUUUCCUAGAAGAGCCCAAUUUUAAACACAUCUACUUGAUAGGAAGCGACAGAAAGGCAGCAUGUCAGCUGAAACACCAGUCACACUGAAUAUUGACCCCCAGGAUCUGCAGGUCCAAACAUUCACUGUAGAGAAGCUACUGGAGCCUCUCAUAAUCCAGGUGACUACACUUGUAAAUUGUCCCCAGAAUCCUUCUAACAGGAAGAAAGGAUGUUCCAAAAGAGCCAGAGUUCUUCUAGCUUCUGUGGAGGAAGCAACUUGGAAUUUAUUAGACAAGGGAGAGAAGAUCGCCCAGGAAGCCACUGUUCUAAAGGAAGAGCUGACUGCUACGCUGGAGCAAGUUCGCAAAGAAGGCGAAGCUCUGAAAGUAUCAGCGGAGAGAUUUGCAGAUGACCCCUGCUACCUCCCCAAAAGGGAGGCUGUGGUUCAAGCUGCCCGUGCCCUGCUGGCUGCCGUUACCAGACUCCUCAUCCUGGCAGACAUGAUUGAUGUCAUGUGUCUGCUGCAGCACGUGUCAGCUUUUCAAAGGACAUUUGAAUCUCUUAAAAAUGUUUCCAACAAAUCUGACCUCCAGAAAACCUAUCAGAAGCUUGGGAAGGAGCUGGAAAAUUUGGAUUAUUUAGCCUUCAAACGUCAGCAGGACUUAAAGUCUCCAAAUCAGAGGGAUGAAAUAGCCGGCGCCCGGGCCUCAUUGAAGGAGAACUCCCCGCUCUUGCAUUCAAUUUGUUCAGCUUGUUUGGAACAUUCUGAUGUUGCUUCCCUCAAAGCCAGCAAGGACACAGUUUGCGAAGAAAUUCAGAAUGCACUCAACGUAAUAUCGAAUGCUUCACAAGGCAUCCAGAAUGUGCUGGCCCCUCUGGAACCUCAGGCAGCAACCCUGGGAAGUGCCCUUGAUGAGCUUGAGAAUUUAAUUGUCUUGGAUCCACUGACAGUGACUGAGGAGGAAAUAAGACCAUCCCUAGAGCAACGCCUUGAAGCCAUCAUCAGCGGGGCUGCUCUGUUGGCCGACUCUUCCUGCACCAGGGAUUUCCAUCGGGAGCGGAUCAUCGCAGAAUGCAACGCCAUUCGCCAGGCUCUGCAGGACCUGCUUUCCGAGUACAUGAACAACACCGGAAAAAAGGAAAGGAGUAAUACCCUGAAUAUUGCAAUAGACAACAUGUGCAAGAAGACAAGAGACCUUCGAAGACAGCUCCGUAAGGCUAUUAUAGAUCAUGUGUCAGACUCCUUUCUGGAUACGACAGUCCCACUUUUGGUUCUCAUCGAAGCUGCCAAGAAUGGUCGAGAAAAGGAAAUAAAAGAAUAUGCUGCGAUAUUUCGUGAACACACCAACAGGCUUGUAGAAGUGGCAAAUCUUGCUUGUUCCAUGUCAACAAAUGAAGAUGGAAUUAAAAUUGUCAAAAUUGCAGCCAACCACUUGGAAACUUUGUGUCCACAGGUUAUUAAUGCUGCACUUGCUUUGGCUGCAAGACCCAAAAGUCAAGUGGUCAAAAAAACCAUGGAAAUGUACAAGAGCACAUGGGAGAAUCAUAUCCAUGUCCUCACAGAAGCUGUGGAUGACAUUACAAGCAUUGAUGACUUCCUUGCUGUAUCUGAGAGCCACAUCUUAGAAGAUGUCAACAAAUGUAUCAUAGCCCUGAGAGACCAGGAUGCUGAUAAUUUAGACCGAGCUGCCGGUGCUAUCAGAGGACGGGCAGCAAGAGUGGCUCACAUUGUCACAGGUGAAAUGGACAGUUACGAGCCAGGCGCUUACACUGAAGGUGUGAUGAGAAACGUUAACUUCCUUACAAGUACUGCAAUUCCUGAGUUUGUGACACAAGUGAAUGUCGCCUUGGAAGCCCUAAAUAAGAACUCUUUGGAUGUGUUUGAUGACAAUCAAUUUGUGGACAUCUCAAAGAAGAUCUAUGAUACAAUUCAUGAUAUCAGAUGUUCAGUCAUGAUGAUUCGGACCCCAGAGGAACUAGAGGAUGUCUCUGACCUGGAAGAGGAUCAUGAGGUCCGCAGCCACACCAGCCUUCAGACCGAAGGAAAAACUGACCGGGCUAAGAUGACUCAACUGCCUGAGGCAGAGAAGGAAAAGAUUGCUGAGCAAGUUGCUGAUUUCAAGAAAGUAAAGAGUAAGCUGGAUGCUGAGAUUGAAAUAUGGGAUGAUACAAGCAAUGAUAUUAUUGUUCUGGCCAAGAAGAUGUGUAUGAUCAUGAUGGAGAUGACAGACUUCACCAGGGGCAAAGGACCACUAAAGCACACGACUGAUGUGAUCUAUGCAGCUAAAAUGAUAUCAGAAUCAGGAUCAAGGAUGGAUGUCCUUGCUCGACAGAUCGCCAACCAGUGUCCAGAUCUGUCAUGCAAACAGGACUUGUUGGCUUACCUAGAACAGAUUAAAUUCUACUCUCACCAACUGAAAAUCUGCAGCCAAGUUAAAGCUGAGAUCCAGAGUCUGGGGGGAGAGCUCAUCAUGUCAGCCUUGGACAGCGUCACCUCCCUAAUCCAAGCAGCCAAAAAUCUAAUGAAUGCUGUCGUGCAAACAGUGAAAAUGUCUUACAUUGCCUCAACCAAGAUCAUCCGAAUUCAGAGUCCUACUGGGCCCCGGCACCCAGUUGUGAUGUGGAGAAUGAAGGCUCCGGCAAAAAAGCCCUUGAUUAAAAGAGAGAAGCCAGAAGAAACUUGUGCAGCUAUCAGGCGAGGCUCCGCAAAGAAAAAAAUCCACCCAGUGCAGGUCAUGAGUGAAUUUAGAGGGAGACAGGUCUACUGAAACCACUAUUUUACUCUAUGUCUAUAUUAAAAAGUCCUGGCUAAACACACUGCUUUAACUUUACACUUGGUUCAUACUGUAAAUUCACUGUCUUUUAGAGUUUAAGCCACAAGGAAUAUAAAACAUUGAAGGUGGAACCAACGUGAGCACCCCAUAUUUGGGGCCAUGUUAUCUCUGUAUGCCUAAUAAGUAAUCAAUAUCCGUUUGUUGAAUGAAUGAAAACUUCAGGUGCCAUUCAGCUUUUCCCAUCACAGAGGAUAUCUUACAUUCACUACCAAAUGAACAUAGGAGAUUCCAAUGAGUCUUAUUCAUCGGUAAUAGCUUGAUUACAUUCAACCCUUUUACUUUUAAAUUUAAAAAUUGACAUGAGCUCUUGACUUGGUUUUCAAUUAAAAACAAAAGACCUCAUAAAAUAUUUUCCCAUGAAAACUUUCCUUACUUGGCCUGAUCUGACACAGAUGUGUGAUCCUUGCUAUGGGGGGGUGUGGGGGGGCUAGAAUCAAUCUCUACAUGUCUCUGUCUACUGCCAACUGAUUAGGGUGACAUCUAUCAGAAACUAACCAACCUUGAGCAGUCAAGCUGCAUCCUAGAUUUCUAAGAUCAGCAUUGAUUAUUAAUGAAGCAAUUUAUUAACAUUAUAAAAGUUACAAUGAGUUUUGAUGCCACAAAUGCGCCUUCUAGGAUCCCAUUGUGUUUAGCAGUUCUGCAUGUUGAGAACUGGGUUUAAGUGAGUCCAUCAGAAUUUAUACAUGGAGGGAGAGUUAUCACCCACUUGGCGAAAUGGGACAUCUAACUACUAGGAUAUCCCUGAGUGAAUUAUGCCAACGGAAGUGUUAAGUAGUUCUGCAUGACUCUAAAAUUUCAUUUGUAUCAGCUUGCAAUUGUAAUUAAAAGGAAACGGCCAGUUUGAAAAACCUUUGACAUUGAGUAAGAUAUAACUGUGUAAAAUGUAUCAUUGAACUAUGAAGUAGAGUUCACGGCAAUGUAGCUGGAGUGAUUUUUAAUAACAUUCUUUUAAAUAAAAGUCAUUGAGGUCAUUUUUUCUAACUGUGCUCCCAGUGCACAGUCUCAAUCAUUGUGCUCAUCCCUAGUUGAGUUUGUAAUGAACUUCAUAAUAGUCUCAGAGUCCAGGGCAUUGCUUGUCUCUCUCAUGCUUUCGCCUUUGUUCUCUGAUGGAGUUGAAUUUCAGUUACACUUUUUCUCAUGCAUAGAGCCACCAUUCACAGAAUGUUAAACAUGGGUUCCCUAUUCUACUUUAUUAAUGUGAUACUACAAUUGUAACGACACUUUGUAAAACAUUGCCAAUAACAUAUUAUUUCAACAGCCACCUCAUCAUAGUUUGAUAAAGUAAAAUUCAAACAUGCAGCACCAAUUGAUAUUAGGACGACUAGUCUGAGUAACUCAAAGGAAAAAAAUGGGGAAAAGCAUUUAUUUAAUAGGUUAUAUUAACUAUGAGGAAAUGAUAACUUUUAUUCUAAUGAAUUAUUUUAUUUUUCUAAACUUUUGAGUUGCCUGGGCUCAGCACAUAAACUUCCUAGGAGGUAACAGCAAUAAGCUCUCCCUGUUUUGAACUAUGCACUGGCCUACAGUAAUUAUUCUGGACAGAACCCACUCUCUAAAAGAGAAGGUAGUGCAGGAAGAAAUUAAGAAGUUAAAAAUAAUUCUAUGUUCUAGAACUACCUUGAUAAAUGAAGCAAAAUAGUUUCUUUUGUUGAAAUGUUACCAUCACUUUCUACUCUAAGAGUAAAUAUUACAAGAGUGACA